Messenger RNA from Triticum dicoccoides, 4120 nucleotides. RefSeq lists its product as uncharacterized. The record is from RefSeq and is a predicted model, not a curated record. NCBI's taxonomy places the organism in Eukaryota, Viridiplantae, Streptophyta, Magnoliopsida, Poales, Poaceae. The transcript has 3 exons. Gene Ontology annotation, molecular function: cysteine-type deubiquitinase activity. Gene Ontology annotation, biological process: protein deubiquitination. Bases 179 to 3949 code for a protein of 1256 amino acids.
CUCUACCUACCGCUUCCUCCUCUUCUUCAUCGACAGCCUUCAUUCUCCUCCCCGCUUCAGAAUCAUCCUCGCCGGCGCCGCCGGAGAAGGAGCCGAACCCUUUAGGCCCGUGCGGGAUCCCUCUUCUCCUGGCUCCAUUUACCCAAUUGGAACGAACACGAGCGAGGUAGGAAAAACAAUGGGCAUCCAAGAUAUCCGCGAUGGUGUGUCAUCUCUGUUCAUCAUGCUAAACAAGGAGACAUUCGUGCUGUUUCGGAUCGAGUUUCUUGUGGUCCUGGUCACACUCUUGUUCCUCUCGAUGUUCAUCAUGGACGUCUUUCGUCGCCACAUCCGCAACAGAGUCAUGAAAACUAUCUUUAGCAUCUUGGAUGGUGUCUCUGACUCUAUUAUCUUAUACCUGCUGGGGGCCAUGCAAACAGCCAAGUUCAAGAAUCAGCUGUUCCCAGUCUGGGCCCUUGUGCUUGUUAGUUUCCGUUACAAUGUCGACUUUAUCUCUGGCUAUGGUGUUGAUGACCGCCAUGGGCGACGGUUCAUGGAGUGGAGGAAUGUGGUGAAACUUCUGGGAUCGGCGUUCUUGAACUGGUCACGUGGCUCAAGGUUCACACUUCCACUCUGGUCACUUUGGGCUCUGCAGAUACUAAGGAGCUGGUACAGAUACCAUUCCUAUCUUCUCGCACUCAAUUCUGUCUGGCAUGGUAAGAGUUCAGAGGUCGUUGCAGAGCAUAUGCGUGCUGGCCCUCACACUAGCAACUGGAAACCAGAGGACUGCAAGCCAGAGAAUAAUAUGGAAGGAUACAAAUACUUGAUCCAUGGAGAAACCUAUCAGAGAAUCAAACUCAAGAAGCCUCAGUAUGUCUUGUAUAUUGAUACUGCUCAGAAUGACCAGCAAGCUGAGCGCGGUUCUUGUCCGUGUCAACUGAGAUCAUCGCUGGUCACCCUAGACAAGAUUUGGGGAUGUUGCAGGGACCUGUUACGCCCAGAUAACAGUAAGGGAAAUGACCCAAAGGAUCUCUCUCUGGCCUUCGCCUUGUCCAGACUACUGCGGUGCAGGCUCGAGGAUGUGACACUGCAACAAAAAUUCUUUAAUAUCAACCGAAAGCUAGUUAAGACUAAGAUCCUUGAGGAGCAGAACAAUGGCCGCGCUUUCAGGGUCAUGGAGCUGCAACUCUCUUUUGUAAACGACUACUUCAACACCCGCUACCCUAUGGUCUUCUGGUAUGGGUUCAUUUCUCUCCUCUCAAAUCUGCUUCUCUCUGUGGUGACCUUUGCUGUUGUCUGUUGGCUUGCUGUGGACAUACGUAAGGUUUAUAAACCACCAAAGGAUGAUCGGGUUCAUGUGGUGCAUAGGUUCAACAUUGACAUGAUCAUCACAUGGAUAUUCAUGUUUUUUAUGUUGUUCAAAGAGAUCUGGGAGAUGGUCAGUUAUUUAAUCUCAGACUGGACUAGGUUACUACUUGUUUGCAGCUAUGCACAACAGGGGGAAGAGUCCACUAGAAGCAAAUGUAUGGAGGGCACAAUAUCAUCCUUUUUUAGAUCUAGGAUAACCACUAAGCAGUGGCAUGGACUUAUUGACCAGUAUGUCUUCUUGGACUCAUAUGAUGACAGACCAAGAUUUUGGAAUCUGCUUCAUAAGCUAACCACAGGAAUGGUGUCAGAGAAGAAAGAUGGAGCAACACUGCAUGACGCCAUCGAUGUGCCAGAAUGUGUCAGACCGGCAGUACUAAAGACGCUCUGUGCAAGCCUAAAUAACCUCAGCUCUCCUGACACUGUACAUGAUCAGCCAGACAAUCCUAACAGAAAUCCCGAAGAGCAAGGUCACCUUCUGCCCAAGGCUAUCACAUCACUGUCUGAUGCUGACAGUGAGCGAACAAAGCGGUACGGUUGGGCCUUCUUUAAACUUCCCACAUGCUCACAUGUAAUUCUGGUGUGGCACAUUGCAACCAGCCUCUGUGAGAUGAAGCUUGCUCAAGACCAUAAUGUCGACUUAAGCAAACAUGGGUUGCUGAACUCCGUCUUGUCAUACUUCGCAAGUUGCUGCACAUUGAAACCAUAUCUUUUGGAUGUGGAUGAGAAGACGAAAGAAAAGAAGAAAGUGAAUGAGAAGUUGCCUCACAAGCUCCAGGAAAUGUAUAUCACUGCGAAUAGCUUGUCUCGAUAUUGUGCAUAUCUGCUAGUUUCAAAGCCUGACCUGAUCCCUGACAGCUUUUAUGUACCCAAGAUGGUCUUACAAGAAACCGUGGCACACGCUCGUGAUCAUAUUCUUAAAAACUGUGACUCAUUGCAGAGCAGGUAUGACAAACUGAUGGAAGAAGCAGUGAAGGCCAUUCAAGAUGCCGACAACGUCAUGAAGAAUGAAGAUGUUGUGCGACUGGGUGCAAAGCUGGGCAAGGAACUGAUUGAUCAAGAGACUCAAGAAGAAUGCUGGGAGAUCCUGUCUGGGGUAUGGACAGAUUUACUAGUGCACCUUGCCCCUACUUGGAACGCAGAGGCGCACAAGGAGUGCCUCGAGUCAGGAGGGGAAUUCAUAACCUAUAUCUGGGCACUGCUAUGGCAUUGUGGAAUCGAGAAGAGCAAAUUAUGGCCAGUGGAAGAUGUGUGUGGAAAUGAUACCCCUGGAACACCACCUGAGGACAACAGUGUUCGAAAUAAUAGCAUUCAGCAUUCCCAGCAGAGUUGUGUAGCAGGACCGAAGGAAGAAAGAGAGGAAACUGACAUACAGAGACCAGAGAUCCAACAAGUUGAAACGCUAAGUGCAGAUACGGCUGGUCAUCAGAAUGGGCAAAGUGGCAAUGUAGCGGUUAGAGGGAUGCAGAAUGGAGGGAACAGUUGUUACUUCAAUGCAGUCUUGCAGAGUCUCCUUGCACUUGAUAAGCUGCGUGCAAGGAUGUUAGGACCGGAUGCUCUGACAGGGGACCUUGGUCAGGAACUGCAGAAGCUCUUCAUAAUAACAGCCAAUACCAAUGGCACUGGAAGUGUGCUGAUGCCAGAGAAGCUCUUCUCAUAUAUGUGCAAAAGGAAUUCAGAUUUCAGAACUGGCAUGAUGGAAGAUAGCAAUAAUAUGCUUGGUUCCUUGAUAGACGGUUUGAAGAAUGAGGAACGUACGAUGGUCGAGUCACUCUUCCGCAGUGAGGUCGUUAAACAUGUUUACAGCAAAAAGUGUGAGCACACAUCGGUUACCACCGGCUGCGAGUACCUUGAUCUCAGUUUGGCAAUACCACCAAAGAGGCCUGCAUCAAUCGAGGACUGCUUGGACUUCUAUGCCACUGGGGAGAUCGAGGAUUGGCACUGUAUGGACUGUUCAGCUGCCGCUGCUUCUGGAAAUUCAUCUUUCAACCAAGAAGAUACAACAAACUAUGAUGGCCAACCUGAACAGCAGGAGAACAAAACAUACGAAAAGGGGGAAUCCAGCCAUCAAGCUGACAAACAAACAAGAAUACCGAAUCAGAACAGCGGAAAGCUACCGAUGCUUGAUGGCAACCCAAGUCAAAUGGAAGAGAGCCAUAAAAAACAGAGAGAGGAAGAGAAGAUAUACAGAGCUGCAACAGUAGAAUACCGUAUUAGUAAGGCGGCACCUAUACUAACCAUUCAGCUGAAGAGAUUCAGCUAUGUCAUCUCGGAUAGUCCAGACAAGUUGGAAGAACAUGUGAUCUUUCAGGAUACACUUAAUAUGAAAAAGUUCAUGGACCCUGGACAUACGGAGGAUGAUGAGCACAAAUAUCAUCUGGUUGCAGUAAUUGUGCACAAUGGACCAACCCUGGGCGAAGGACACAUUUUUGCUUAUGUGAGAGCAAGCCAAAUCGGAUGUCAGCAGCAGGAGCGCUGUGGCACUCCCACAUGGUUCCGCGCAAGCGACGAGAGCAUCACAGAAGUGUCACUAAAAGAGGUACUUGACUGUCAAGCAUACAUACUUUUUUAUGAGAAAUGGGAUGAGCAGCCAAAGGCUGAGUAAGUUGUAGAAGAACACCAGCCAACCGGGCACUGAUCGGGAGAAAGGCGAACAUGGGACAGAUGGAUGAGAAGGGAAGGCAUUCGUGUAUUGUUUGUUUAUGUACUUCAUUCAGGACAGUGUUAUUUAUUAUGUAGAGUAUUCUCUCAGGGCGGAUGCCUAGUGACUUUGUUA